Messenger RNA from Orycteropus afer afer, 12129 nucleotides. Lineage: Eukaryota; Metazoa; Chordata; Mammalia; Tubulidentata; Orycteropodidae. The record is from RefSeq and is a predicted model, not a curated record.
AUGCAGGCGGAGCGGUGGGAAGCAGAGCCGGAGCAGGAAGAGACGCGCCGGCAGGAGGGCGGGCGCGGAGGGGGCGAGCCGGCGUCCUUCUCGCGUUGCCGCAUUCCCCGCCCCUCGGCGGAUGGCAACGCCUCGCGGCUGCGCUCACCUACGCUCUGCCCUCCAGGCCAGAAGGAUAGGGCAGACGCGCCAACCGGCAGCGCCCGGCGUUGGGAAGUGCUCUCGGAGUCCAGCAGACACGACUCGAUACAUCACAUGAGCCACUCCCAGAACCGCCCAGAGCUUCCCCCUCUGCCUGCUUCCUCCAAUGAGGAACCAUCGGAACUCUAUCAGACUGUCAUGUCACACAGCUUUUAUCCCCCCUUGAUGCAACGUACAUCAUGGACUCUGGCUGCCCCCUUCAAGGAGCAGCAUCAUUACCGUGGACCCAGCGAUUCCAUUGCCAACAACUACUCCUUGAUGGCCCAGGACCUGAAGCUGAAGAACCUGCUAAAGAUCUAUCAGACAGUCACCAUCAGUGUCCCUAAGGAAAAGAGCCGUCAGGGGUUGCCACCAGCUACUAAAACCUCAGCAGACCAUAACAAGAAGGAAGUGAAGCUUUCUUUCAGAGACAAAGAGGAAGCCACCAGCCCCAAGUUGGUCUGCGACACCUCAACCGGCUUACCUAUGAAGGAGAUGGUGACAUCUUCGGACCUCCCAGGAAGCAGACCAAUGAGUCCUGAAGAACAAAUGAAUGUGAUGUUACAGCAGGAGAUGGAAAUAGAAAGUAAAGAGGCCAAACCGUCUGAAUCAGAUUUGGAGAGGUACUGUUACUAUUUGAACAAUGGCAUCCGGAGAGACAUGAUUGCCCCUGAAGAGGAAAAGGUGAUGAUUCGAAUUUUGAAGCUGAUUUCUAACAAGCUGCGAACAAGCACCAUGGAACCCCUGCUUGAGGAUCUCUUCAAUGAGAAGGAAAAUGACUACUACAGUAGCCUCAUGAAAAGCAUUGUUGAUUACAUCCUCAUGGACCCAAUGGAGAGAAAACGACUCUUCAUCGAAAAUAUCCCCCGCUUGUUUCCUCAAAGAGUGAUCCGGGCCCCUGUGCCCUGGCACAGUGUCUAUGUGUCUGCCAAGAAGUGGAGCAAGGAACAUCUGCACACAGUGAACCCCAUGAUGCUCAGCCUGAAGGAACUGUGGUUUUCAGAAUUCGCUGACAUCAGGUUUGUUCGAACAGCAGAAUUACUGGCAGGACAAUUACCUCUGCAGCCUCACCAGUAUGAGACUGUGAUCCAGACACACUGCGCGGACGCCCACGACAUUCUUCUCAACAAGUGGGUCCCCAGCUGUGCUAAGCUUUUCAUCUCACGGAAGGAACAGUGGAUCCAUUUUGCCCCCAAGAAUGAAUACGAGUCCUCUCAUAUCAUUGAGGAAUAUUUUGCUUCUGUUGCAUCCUUCAUGUCACUCCAGCUCCGGGAGUUGGUCAUCAAGUCUCUCCAGGAUCUUGUUUCCUUUUUUAUGAUACACAAGGAUGGGAAUGACUUUGAGGAACCCUACCGCGAGAUGGAAUUCUUUAUACCUCAACUACUCAUGAUCAAACUUGAAGUAAAUGAGCCCAUUAUUGUCUUUAAUCCAUCUUUUGAUGACUGCUGGAAAUUAAUACAGAACUCUUUCUUGGAAAUUAUUACUAACUCUGAGAAUAUUCCCAAGGUACAGUAUUUACUUAUUCAUAUGGUCUCUACUCUUUAGGUGGAAUCUAUCCUGUUCCCAGAGCUGAAAGAAUAUAGCCUAACACUUGCAACUGUGAAAAUUGAAGAAAAAUUGGUUUCUGAUCUUGUGGAUCAAACUUACGAGGUAUUUCAGAAAAACCAAGUUGGGCCUCACAAAUACUUAAAUGUAUAUAAGAAGUAUGAUGACUUAUUGGAUAACAUGGCUGAACAAAGUAUCACUGCAUUCCUGAAAGAAAAUCAUGACAUUGAGGAUUUUGUGAAGAGGAUCAAUGAAAUUAAGAAGCUAAGAAAUGAAAUUGCAUCCAUGCACAUUACUGUGCCUUUGGCCAUGUUCUGCCUUGAUGCCAUGGCCCUAAAUUAUGAUCUCUGUGAGCGAGCCCAAAAUCUGAAAGACCGGCUGAUUCAAUUCCAAGUGGAUGUAAACCGGGACACCAACACCAGCAUUUGUAAUCAGUACAGCACCAUUGCAGACAAAGUCAGUGAGAUUCCUGCCAACACUGAAGAACUGGUGUUCCUCAUUGAAUUCUUAAAGAAAUCCAGUGACGUCACUGUGUUCAAACUCAGGAGGCAACUUAGAGAUGCAAUUGAACGCCUAGAGUUUUUGUUGGACUAUGCAGACUUGCCCCACCAGAUUGAAGAUAUCUUUGAAAACAGUCGAAACCUGCUCUUCAAUAAGAGGGACCAGGCAGAGAUGGACCUGAUUAAAAGGUGCUUGGAAUUUGAGUCAAAGCUUGAGGGCUACAACAAGGAACUGGAAGCUUUUAGGAAGCGUGAAGUCAUGACCACAGAAGAGAUGAAGAACAAUGUUGCAAAACUUAAUGAGAUAUCAAGGAACUUGGAACAGGCACUGGUGGAAUUUGAGUUGAUCAACAAGGAGGAGGAGCUGUUGGAAAAGGAGAAGAGUACCUUCCCCCUUCUGCAGACCAUGAUGAUCAACAAAGUGCCUUACGAGCAGCUGUGGGCGACGACCUAUGAGUUCAGCACCAAAUCAGAGGAGUGGAUGAAUGGACCCCUCUAUUUACUGAAUGCUGAGGAAAUCGCAGAGGAAAUAGGAACGAUGUGGAGGAUGAUGUAUAAACUGACCAAGACUUUAGUUGAUUUGCCGGCACCCAGGCGCUUAGCGGAGAACGUGAAAAUCAAGAUUGAUAAAUUUAAGCAACACAUUCCAAUUCUGCGCAUCUCUUGCAACCCAGGGAUGAAAGACCGGCACUGGCAGCAGAUCAGUGAAAUUGUUGGCUAUGAAAUAAAGCCCAAUGAAACGACUUGCCUCCAAAAUAUGCUGGAAUUUGGAUUUGGCAAAUUUGUUGAAAAACUGGAACCCAUUAGUGCAGCCGCCAGUAAAGAAUAUUCUUUGGAGAAAAACUUGGAAAAAAUGAAGUUGGACUGGAUUAACAUGGUGUUCAGUUUUGUGAAAUACAGAGAUUCUGAUACAAGCAUCUUGUGUGCAGUUGAUGACAUUCAACUUAUGCUUGAUGAUCACAUUAUAAAGACUCAGACCAUGUGUGGCUCGCCAUUCAUCAAACCAAUAGAAGCAGAAUGCCGGAAGUGGGAAGAAAAGCUAGUUCGUGUGCAGGAAAUUUUGGAUGCCUGGUUGAAAUGCCAAGCCACCUGGCUGUACCUGGAACAUAUCUUCAGCUCAGAGGACAUCGUAGCCCAGAUGCCAGAAGAGGGCAGGAAAUUUGCCAUUGUUGAUAGUUACUGGAAGUCAAUCAUGUCCCAAGCGGUGAAAGAUGCCAGGGUUCUGAUGGCUGCUGACCAGCCCCGGAUGAAUGAGAAGCUUCAAGAAGCUAACCUUCUGUUGGAUGACAUCCAGAGGGGACUGAAUGAUUACUUGGAGAAGAAGAGACUAUUUUUCCCCAGGUUCUUCUUCCUGUCCAAUGAUGAGCUGCUGGAGAUUUUAUCCGAGACGAAGGAUCCUCUACGAGUCCAGCCACACUUGAAGAAGUGCUUUGAGGGAAUUGCCAAGCUGGAAUUUACAGAAAACAUGGAAAUCAAGGGCAUGAUCAGCUCAGAAAAAGAAACCGUCCCAUUCAAACAGAAAAUCUACCCAGCUAAAGCCAGAGGCAUGGUAGAGAAGUGGCUUCAGCAGGUGGAGCAGAUUAUGCUUGCAAGUAUGAGAGAGGUCAUUGGACUUGGGAUUGAAGCAUAUGUCAAGGUACCUCGUGAAGACUGGGUCUUGCAGUGGCCUGGCCAGGUGGUUAUCUGCGUCUCUUCCAUCUUUUGGACCCAGGAGGUAUCCCAAGGCCUGGUUGAAAACACCCUGCCAGUAAGUGCUCGUGACGUGGUGGCCAAGUUAUCUGAGGACAAAAUUUCUGAUCUGAACGACUUCCAGUGGAUCUCCCAGCUGCGCUACUACUGGGAGGCCAAGGAUGUGAAGGUGCAAAUGAUCACUACAGAAGCCUUAUAUGGGUAUGAGUACCUGGGCAACUCUCCCCGACUGGUGAUUACUCCCCUCACUGACCGCUGCUACAGGACACUGAUGGGGGCUUUGAAGCUGAACCUUGGGGGUGCUCCAGAGGGUCCAGCUGGGACAGGCAAAACAGAAACCACCAAAGAUCUGGCCAAAGCUUUGGCCAAGCAGUGUGUGGUCUUCAACUGCUCUGAUGGUUUGGAUUACAAAGCCAUGGGGAAGUUCUUCAAGGGGCUGGCCCAGGCUGGAGCAUGGGCCUGCUUUGAUGAGUUCAACAGGAUUGAGGUAGAAGUACUGUCUGUGGUAGCUCAACAGAUUCUCAGCAUUCAACAAGCCAUCAUCCGGAAGCUAAAGACAUUCACCUUUGAAGGCACCAAGCUCGCUCUGAACCCAACCUGUGCUGUCUUCAUCACCAUGAACCCUGGGUAUGCUGGCAGGGCUGAGCUGCCAGAUAACCUCAAGGCCUUGUUCAGGACAGUGGCCAUGAUGGUGCCAGAUUAUGCCCUGAUUGGAGAAAUAUCCCUCUACUCUAUGGGGUUUCUGGACUCCAGAAGUCUUGCCCAGAAGAUUGUCGCAACCUACCGCCUGUGCUCUGAGCAGCUCUCCUCCCAGCACCACUAUGACUAUGGCAUGCGUGCUGUCAAGUCUGUGCUCACUGCUGCUGGCAACCUGAAGCUCAAGUAUCCAGAGGAAAAUGAGAGUGUCCUGCUGCUCCGGGCCUUGCUUGAUGUCAACUUGGCCAAGUUCUUGGCUCAAGAUGUCCCUCUGUUUCAGGGAAUUAUAUCAGAUUUGUUUCCUGGAGUUGUUCUUCCAAAGCCAGACUAUGACAUUUUCAUGAAAGUGCUGAAUGAGAAUAUCAAAAAGAUGAAACUCCAGCCAGUACCUUGGUUUAUUGGGAAAAUUAUUCAGGCUAUCACCAUGGGGCAAUUAUAUGGAUGCUUUGACCCAGUGAGCCAUGAAUGGACAGACGGUGUCCUUGCCAAUGCUUUCCGGGAACAAGCAUCUUCAGUAUCUGAUGACCGCAAAUGGAUUAUAUUUGAUGGGCCUGUGGAUGCUGUUUGGAUUGAAAAUAUGAACACUGUUCUGGAUGACAAUAAAAAGUUGUGUUUAAUGAGUGGUGAGAUUAUCCAGAUGAGCCCCAAGAUGAGCCUGAUCUUCGAGCCAGCUGACCUUGAGCAGGCCUCACCAGCCACUGUGAGCAGGUGUGGGAUGAUCUACAUGGAGCCACAUCAGCUAGGCUGGAAGCCCCUGAAGGAGUCAUACAUGGACACGCUGCCCCCCAUCCUCACUGGAGAGCACAAGGAAUUGGUUGAUGACAUGUUCAUGUGGCUCGUCCAGCCCUGCCUGGAAUUUAUUCGCCUUCAGUGUAGAUUUGUGGUCCAAACGUCUCCCAUCCAUCUUGCCUUCUCAAUGAUGAGGCUGUACUCCUCUCUGCUUGAUGAAAUCAGGAAUGUGGAAGAGGAGGAAAAUGAAUUAUUUGAAGGCCUGACAAGCCAACAGAUCUUCCUCUGGCUGCAAGGCUUAUUCCUCUUUGCCUUGGUGUGGAGUGUGGCCAGUACCAUCAAUGCAGACAGCAGAAAGAAAUUUGAUGUGUUUUUCCGCAACUUGAUCAUGGGCAUGAAUGACAACCACCCAAGGCCCAAAAGUGUCAAACUCACCAAAAACAACAUCUUUCCAGAAAGAGGAAGCAUCUAUGACUUCUUUUUUCUCAAGCAAGGUAGUGGACAUUGGAGUCCAUGGACAGACUGUAUUACCAAAGAGGAAGAAACUAUCCCAGCUGGUGCAAAGGUUUCAGAACUCAUCAUUCCCACAAUGGAGACAGCCCGGCAGUCCUUCUUCUUGAAAACCUACUUGGACCAUGAGAUUCCAGUGCUGUUUGUGGGUCCCACAGGCACUGGCAAGUCAGCCAUCACCAACAAUUUCCUUCUCCACCUUCCCAAAAACAUCUAUCUCCCCAACUUCAUCAACUUCUCUGCCAGAACCUCAGCCAAUCAGACCCAGGAUAUCAUUAUGUCCAAGCUGGAUCGGCGGAGGAAAGGCCUUUUUGGCCCCCCCUUGGGGAAGAAAGCUGUAGUGUUUGUGGAUGACCUCAACAUGCCAGCCAAAGAAGUGUAUGGGGCCCAGCCCCCCAUUGAGCUUUUGAGGCAAUGGAUUGACCACCGUUACUGGUUUGAUAAGAAGGACACGAACAGGCUGUACAUCACAGAUGUGUUGCUUGUGACAGCUAUGAGACCCCCUGGGGGAGGAAGAAAUGACAUUACUGGACGAUUCACUCGCCAUUUGAAUAUCAUUUCCAUCAACACCUUUGAGGAUGAUAUUUUAACCAAGAUUUUUAGUUCCAUCAUUGAUUGGCACUUCACAAAAGGGUUUGAUGUGAUGUUCUUAAGGUACGGAAAGAUGCUGGUACAAGCUACUAUGGCAGUUUAUAAAGCUGCAGUAGAAAAUUUCUUGCCAACUCCCUCCAAGUCACAUUAUAUCUUUAACCUGCGAGACUUCUCACGGGUGAUACAAGGGAUACUGCUGUGCCCUCAUACCCACCUGCAGGAUGUAGAGAAAUUUAUCCGGCUUUGGAUCCAUGAGGUUUAUCGGGUCUUCUAUGAUCGUCUGAUUGACCAGGAGGACAGACAGGUCUUCUUCAACAUGGUGAAGGAAAUCACUUCCAAUUGUUUCAAACAGACCAUGGAAAAGGUCCUUAUCCACCUGUCGCCGACUGGAAAGCUUGUUGAUGAUAACAUUCGUAGCCUCUUCUUUGGAGAUUUCUUCAAACCAGAGAGUGACCAGAGAAUCUAUGAUGAGAUCACUGACUUGAAACAGCUCACAGUGGUCAUGGAGUAUUACCUGGAAGAGUUUAACAACAUCAGCAAGGCCCCCAUGUCCUUGGUCAUGUUCAGGUUCGCCAUUGAACACAUCUCCCGGAUUUGCAGGGUCCUGAAGCAGAACAAAGGCCACUUACUUCUGGUGGGCAUUGGGGGCAGUGGGAGGCAGAGUGCCACCAAACUGUCCACAUUCAUGAACUCAUAUGAGCUGUACCAGAUUGAGAUCACCAAGAACUACACAAGCAGUGACUGGCGAGAGGACUUAAAGAAGAUCAUGCUACAGGUCGGCGUGGCCACCAAGAGUACUGUGUUCCUCUUUGCUGAUAACCAAAUCAAGGAUGAAUCAUUCAUUGAGGACAUCAACAUGAUUCUGAACACAGGUGAUGUGCCCAACAUUUUCCCAGCUGACGAGAAGGCUGACAUUGUGGAAAAGAUGCAAAUGGCAGUCAGGACAGAAGGAGAGAAGAUUGAAAUCACUCCUCUCUCUAUGUAUAACUUCUUUAUUGAGAGGGUAAAAAAGAACCUUCAUGUUGUCCUUGCCAUGAGUCCAAUUGGGGAUGCCUUCCGGAACCGCCUACGGAUGUUCCCUUCGCUGAUCAACUGUUGUACAAUUGAUUGGUUCCAGUCCUGGCCCACAGACGCCCUGGAGUUGGUGGCCAACAAAUUUCUGGAAGAUGUGGAACUUGAUGACAACAUUCGGACAGAGGUUGUCUCCAUGUGCAAAUAUUUUCAGGAGAGUGUGAGGAAUCUGUCACUUGAUUAUUACAACACACUCCGCAGACACAACUAUGUAACUCCUACCUCCUACCUCGAAUUGAUUCUGACCUUCAAAACACUCCUCAAUAGCAAGAGGCAAGAGGUUGAUAUGAUGAGGAACCGCUACCUAACAGGCCUUCAGAAGCUUGAUUUUGCAGCUUCCCAGGUGGCAGUCAUGCAAAUAGAGUUGACUGCCCUUCAGCCUCAACUCAUUCAUACCUCUGAGGAGACUGCUAAGAUGAUGGUGAAAAUUGAAGUGGAGACAAGAGAAGCUGAUGCCAAGAAACUUCUGGUGCAGGCUGAUGAGAAAGAAGCCAAUGCUGCUGCCGCAAUUGCUCAAGGAAUCAAGAACGAAUGUGAGGGGGACCUGGCCGAGGCAAUGCCAGCACUGGAGGCCGCACUAGCAGCACUCGACACCCUGAACCCUGCGGACAUCUCCCUGGUGAAGUCCAUGCAGAACCCCCCCGGCCCUGUCAAGCUGGUCAUGGAGAGCAUUUGUGUUAUGAAGGGGCUGCGACCAGAGAGGAAGCCAGACCCCGGCGGCUCUGGUAAGAUGAUAGAAGAUUUCUGGGGGGUAUCAAGAAAGAUUCUUGGAGAUCUGAAAUUCUUGGAGAGUCUUAAGACAUAUGAUAAAGACAACAUCCCCCCAGCUGUCAUGAAGCGGAUCCGAGAAAGGUUUAUCGAUCACCCAGAUUUCCAGCCAGCUGUCAUUAAAAAUGUGUCAUCAGCCUGUGAAGGUCUGUGCAAGUGGGUGAGGGCCAUGGAAGUGUACGACCGUGUGGCCAAAGUGGUGGCUCCCAAACGGGAGCGGCUGAGGGAGGCCGAGGGGAAGUUGGAUGCACAGGUGCAGAAACUAAACCUGAAGCGGGCAGAGCUGAAGCUGGUGGAAGACCGCCUGCAGGCCCUGAAUGUCGACUUUGAAGAGAUGAACAUGAAGAAAAACAACUUGGAGGAAAACAUUGAAAUCUGCUCCCAAAAACUAAUCAGGGCAGAGAAGCUGAUCAAUGGUCUUGGGGGAGAGAAGGACAGAUGGACAGAAGCUGCCCGGCAGUUGGGCAUCCGCUAUAUUAACUUGACAGGGGAUGUGUUGGUGUCCUCGGGAACCGUGGCUUACCUGGGUGCCUUCACAGUGGAUUAUCGGACCAAGUGCCAGAAGCAGUGGUUGGAGUACUGCAAGCAGAAAGUCAUUCCUGGCUCCAGUGACUUCAGUCUCAGCAACAUACUAGGGGAUCCCGUAAAAAUCCGUUCCUGGCAGAUUGCCGGGCUGCCCAUUGACUCUUUCUCCAUUGACAAUGGCAUCAUUGUGUCCAAUUCCAGGCGUUGGGCCUUAAUGAUUGACCCCCAGGGGCAGGCCAAUAAGUGGAUUAAGAACAUGGAGAAAUCUAAUAAGCUGUCUGUCAUCAAAUUCUCUGAUGCCAACUAUGUGAGGACGCUGGAAAAUGCUCUGCAGUUUGGCACCCCUGUCUUACUUGAAAACGUUGGAGAAGAGCUGGAUGCCUUUAUUGAACCAAUCUUGCUCAAGUCAACAUUCAGGCAGCAAGGGGUUGAAUAUAUGAGGCUGGGUGAAAAUAUCAUCGAAUACUCCAAGGAUUUUAAGUUAUACAUCACAACCCGUUUGAGGAACCCACAUUACCUCCCUGAAAUUGCCGUGAAAGUCUGUCUCCUUAACUUCAUGAUCACACCCUUGGGUCUCCAAGAUCAACUCCUUGGCAUUGUGGCUGCCAAGGAGAAGCCAGAACUGGAAGAGAAAAAGAACAAGUUGAUUGUGGAAAGUGCCCAGAACAAGAGACAGCUGAAGGAAAUUGAAGAUAAAAUCUUGGAGGUCCUCUCCAUGUCUGAGGGCAACAUCCUUGAGGAUGAAACUGCCAUCAAAGUUUUGUCUUCCUCUAAAGUGCUGUCUGAAGAAAUAUCCGAGAAACAGGAAAUUGCUUCUGUCACAGAAACACAGAUCGACGAGACCCGGAUGGGCUAUAAGCCAGUGGCUAUUCAUUCUGCCACCAUCUUCUUCUGUAUCUCUGACCUGGCCAACAUUGAGCCAAUGUACCAGUACUCCCUGACAUGGUUCAUCAACCUGUAUGUUCAAUCCCUGGCUAAUAGCAAGAAAAGUGAUGAGCUGGACCUACGUAUCGAAUAUAUCAUUGAACACUUCACCCUGAGCAUUUACAACAACGUUUGCCGCUCUCUUUUUGAGAAGGACAAGCUGCUCUUCUCCCUCCUCCUGACCAUCGGCAUCAUGAAAGAGAAAAAGCAAAUUAAUGAAGAAAGUUGGUACUUCCUUCUCACUGGAGGUGUUGCGCUGGAUAACCCCUUCCCCAACCCAGUUCCUGAAUGGUUGUCUGAGAAGGCGUGGUCGGAAGUUGUCCGGGCAUCCUCAUUACCCAAACUGAAAGGCCUAAUGGAACAUUUUGGACAAAAUGUUGAGGAAUGGAAGUUUAUCUAUGACUCAGCCUGGCCCCACAUGGAGAAAUUUCCUGGACAAUGGGAGUUCAUUCAAGGGCUGGAGAGGAUGGUGAUCCUCCGAUGUUUGCGGCCUGACAAAAUUAUUCCAGCUGUUCGGGAGUUCAUUGCUGAACACAUGGGAAAGGUGUAUGUAGAACCUCCUACAUUUGAUCUCCAGGGCUCCUACAAUGAUUCCAGUUGCUGUGCACCGCUGAUUUUUGUGUUGUCUCCAGGGGCAGACCCAAUGGCAGGCUUGCUGAAGUUUGCUGAUGAUCUUGGCAUGGGAGGUGCCAAAACCCAGACCAUCUCCCUUGGCCAAGGCCAAGGACCUAUUGCUGCCAAAAUGAUCAACACUGCCAUCAAAGAUGGAACAUGGGUGAUCUUACAGAACUGCCACCUGGCCACAAGCUGGAUGCCUGCGCUGGAGAAGAUCUGUGAGGAGGUGAUCAUUCCUGAGAGCACCAACAUGCAAUUCAGACUCUGGCUAACGAGCUAUCCAUCAGAGAAGUUUCCGGUCAGCAUUCUCCAGAAUGGGAUCAAAAUGACCAAUGAGCCCCCCAAAGGGCUCCGGGCCAACCUUUUGCGCUCCUACCUCAAUGAUCCUAUCUCAGACCCUGUGUUCUUCCAAAGCUGUGCAAAACCAAUAAUGUGGCAAAAGCUUUUGUUUGGCCUUUGCUUCUUCCAUGCCAUCGUUCAAGAGAGGAGAAACUUUGGACCCCUAGGUUGGAAUAUUCCAUAUGAGUUCAACGAAUCUGACCUGAGGAUUAGUAUGCGGCAGACCCAGAUGUUUCUGAAUGAAUACAAGGAGGUACCAUUUGAAGCUCUGAUCUACCUGACAGGGGAAUGUAAUUAUGGAGGCAGAGUAACUGAUGACAAGGACAGGCGUCUCCUGCUGUCCCUUCUGUCCACGUUCUUCUGUAAGGAAAUUGAACAAGACUAUUACUCCCUCGCUCCUGGAGACACUUACUUCAUCCCUGCCCAUAGCACCUACCAGUCCUACAUCGACUAUCUCAGGGGCCUCCCCAUCACAGCCCACCCAGAAGUGUUCGGUCUUCAUGAGAAUGCCGACAUCACCAAGGACAACCAGGAAACCAACCAACUAUUUCAGGGGGUGCUUCUGACCCUCCCCAGGCAGUCAGCAGGGAGUGGCAAGUCCCCUCAGGAAGUGGUUGAGGAGCUGGCCCAGGACAUACUCUCCAAGCUUCCCAAAGACUUUGACCUGGAAGUGGUCAUGAAGUUGUACCCUGUGGUCUAUGAAGAGUCCAUGAACACCGUCCUGAGGCAAGAGCUCAUCAGAUUCAACAGACUAACCAAAGUGGUUCGCAUAAGCCUCAUCGAUCUUGGCCGAGCCAUCAAAGGGCAGGUCCUGAUGUCCUCAGAGCUGGAGGAUGUCUUCGACAGCAUGCUUGUGGGUAAAGUGCCUGCGUUGUGGGCAGCCAAGUCCUACCCAUCGCUGAAGCCCCUAGGGGGUUAUGUGACUGACCUGCUGGCCCGCCUGGCCUUCUUCCAGGAAUGGAUUGACAAGGGGCCUCCUGUGGUUUUUUGGAUCUCCGGAUUCUACUUCACACAAUCUUUCUUGACAGGCGUCUCCCAGAAUUAUGCCCGGAAAUACACCAUCCCCAUUGACCACAUUGGCUUUGAAUUUGAGGUGACCAGACAAGAAACAGCCAUGGAGAAUAAUCCAGAAGACGGGGCCUAUAUAAAAGGGCUUUUUUUAGAAGGUGGCCGUUGGGACAGAACAACAAUGCAGAUCGGGGAGUCUCUCCCCAAAAUCCUCUAUGACCCACUGCCCAUCAUUUGGCUGAAACCUGGGGACAGUGCCACGUUUUUGCAUCAGAACAUUUACAUGUGUCCAGUCUACAAAACAAGUGCUCGGAGAGGUGUCCUCUCCACCACAGGCCACUCCACCAACUAUGUCCUUUCCAUUGAGCUCCCGACAGACAUGCCUCAGAAGCACUGGAUAAACCGAGGGGUAGCCUCAUUGUGCCAGCUGGAUGACUGA